Vanessa atalanta (red admiral) is the source of this 756-nucleotide messenger RNA. RefSeq lists its product as uncharacterized. Bases 145 to 756 code for a protein of 203 amino acids. NCBI's taxonomy places the organism in Eukaryota, Metazoa, Arthropoda, Insecta, Lepidoptera, Nymphalidae. The transcript is spliced from 2 exons. The record is from RefSeq and is a predicted model, not a curated record.
ACAGAAGUAUCGAAUGUAAAAUCGUUUCUUUUAUUACUAUUGAUAAAAAAGGCCCGUAUUUUUUGUCAUUUGUUCCCCGUGAACAGAACUAUCGUCAGUGUGACGUGACAAACUGAACGAAAUAGUUGCUUUGUGAAUUUAACCAUGGAUUAUAAGAUUAUUUUAUGCUUCAUUCUUCUCAUGUAUAUAGUCGCAGCGGACGAUGACAACGAUGAUUACAAUAAUUAUGAAGAUGAAUAUGAAAACACACUUUCCGAUGAGGAAUUUACAAAAAAAGAUGAAUCAGUCACGACGAGGCCGGUGUCAAGAUACGAAGUGACAGAAAUAGUAAUCGAUAUACCUGAUAACAGAACGAAGGGACCUAUUGUAACUAACUAUUCAAUUGCAAGACCGUUGAAUUUAGCUCCGACAAAUAUUACAUUGACAAUAUUUGAAAAAGAAAAUAACACAGUAGAUAAUAACAAUAACAAUAAAAUAACAGCAAACAAAAAUGAUAAAGAUGAUAAGAUAACUGAUCCAUAUGAUAACUUGCCAUUUAUGCCAAUGAUCAAAGAAUACUUCCUUGGUAUCAAAAAAGGAAUAGUUGACGGUUUCAAUAGCAUCGUUCAUGUAAAUGAAAAAAGCAAUGACGUAGAUCAUGUACGUAGUUACGAAGGACCAUUAUCUUUUUUAAGCAAAUUGCAUAAACAAAGUUCCGAUUCAGCGCAUAAAUUUCACAGUACGCUAUUUGGACCAAAAUUUGACGAUAUUUUAUAA